This is a messenger RNA of Cuculus canorus (common cuckoo), 2475 nucleotides long. RefSeq names its product lymphocyte specific protein 1 (gene LSP1). Lineage: Eukaryota; Metazoa; Chordata; Aves; Cuculiformes; Cuculidae. Gene Ontology annotation, molecular function: actin binding. The record is from RefSeq and is a predicted model, not a curated record. Gene Ontology annotation, biological process: signal transduction. The transcript has 11 exons. Bases 116 to 1177 code for a protein of 353 amino acids.
CAGAACUUCCUGAAGGCGGAGAGGGGGACGCGGCAGCGCGCAGCGCCGGGGAGCUGCCGGCGGCGCUGGGGAGGGGGCGGCACGGGGACCUGACCGACACUCAGCCGUGGCCACCAUGACCAGCGCGAUCCUCAGGAGGAACUCCAGCAAGCAAGGCCUGCAGAACCUCAUCAGGCUCACAGCACAGUGGAGUGUGGAAGAUGAGGAAGAGGCGGCAAGAGAGCGGCGGCGGCGGGAGCGGGAGAAGCAGCUGAGGUCCCAGGCAGAAGAGAGCUUGAAUGGCAUUGGCUCCUGCUCGGAAAGUGCGGGUCUGGCACAGGAAAACCACUAUGACUUUAAGCCAUCUGGGACUUUGGAGCUGGAGGAAGAUGAAGGGUUCAGUGACUGGUCCCAGAAGCUCGAGCAGCGCAAACAGAGCUCUAGGUCUCCACGUCAGUCAUAUGAAGAAGAGGACGGUGGUGUGAGGGAAGCUGAAGUCAAACUGGAGCAGAUCCAGCUGGAGAGCCUGGAGGAGAUCCAGGAGGAGAAUGUGGUUAUUGGGGAGGAAGAGAGCCUGGGCCAAGAGAAAGAACAGGUUCCAGAGCAGGAGGAAGAUGAGAGGUCUGAGCAAGAGGAAAAGAAGAGAAGGAGAAAUGAAGAAGAAGAAACAACACCAGAAAAACGCCAGAAGGCCCCAAGCCCCGCCAGUCUGGAGGAGGAGGAGCUGUACUCUGACCACACUGCGGUGUGCUCCACAAAGAUCACGGACAGAACUGAGUCACUGAACCGCUCAAUAAAGAAAAGUAACAGCAUAAAGAAGACCCAGCCUCCCCUCCCUGUGUCGAAGAUUGAUGACAGGCUGGAGCAGUACACUCAGGCUAUUGAGACAUCCACAAAGGCUCCAAAACCUGUCCGGCAGCCCUCUCUUGACCUUCCCACCACAAGCAUGAUGGUGGCCAGCACAAAAAGCCUCUGGGAGACUGGAGAGGUUGCAGCUCAGUCUGCUGUCAAGUCCCCACCCUGUAAGGAUAUCGUGGCUGGAGACAUUGUGAGUAAAAGAAGUCUUUGGGAACAGAAGGGCAAUUCCAAACCUGAGACCAACAUCAAGUCCACUCCUUCUGGCAAAAAGUAUAAAUUUGUUGCAACAGGCCAUGGUCAGUACAAGAAGGUGUUGAUAGAUGAUGCUACAGAGCAAUAACAUGCCUGGAGAACUCAUUAACCAGCUGAGCUUGGUCCUGGCUCGAUGCAACCCUCAACGCCCUUAUUUCCUCUGCUCCAUGGAAGAUAACCGAAGAAUGUUUCUCUUCUGCCUGAUUUCAGUCUGCUUUGGUACAGCUUGAUUCUUCUCAGGGUGUGAGCAACACCCCAUGCUGCUUCUGGUCGGAUAAAAAGAACUAGAUCAGCUGACAAAACCCAUCCCUGUUUUAAUCUUCUAUGUGACUCUGACUUUUUUUUUUUUUUAAUUAAAUCUGACUCCGUUUCCUCUCUUCUUUCUCAAGUGUUGGAAGAGGGGGAUCUGCUGUCCUGCUGAGACGCAGGGCAUUUGAAACAUGGUGGAGAACAUCUGCUUCUGUGGCUCCUGGUGGCUGGGUGGUGGGAGAGAGAGAGAGCUCAACAAAAACGUGGUAAAAGAAUCAGUGUUUGAAAUGGGCAGAUCCUGAGCAUGAGGGGGUCGCAAGGACUGCUUUUCACUGUGUUGGUGCUAGCUCUGAUUAAAGUCUUCCCCUGUUUACAACGCAGCCUGUAUCCCACUACAGCGUCUGUUUUGAGGAACUUCCAUCUACGGAUCUCUCUAUGUACAUCAAAUCACAUUUAACUUAGUCCUAUUUUCUUCUUUAGCUCCCAGCUCAUCCUUUAAUCACAGUUACAUACCUAUGCCAAAAUGUCUCUGUUACUUUUUAAUCUUGACAGUGGCAAUAGCAGCUUUGUUUCGAAUAGCUGCUGCCUUCCUCUCUCUGUCUAACAUGGGUUGGAGGUCUCCUUUCCCAGGUGAGGAGUGCUGAGCACUGGUAUUACCUCCCUUCUGCGGGGAAGGGAUUUGUUGGUUCUCUAACCUGCGGGUUCCGGUGCCAGUGAUUGAAACCCUUCUUCUGAAUGUCAGAAGAGGUGGGCAUGUUGCUAACCUGCCUGCUAUGCUCCUGGAGGUGGACGAGCUAUCUGGGAAACAGCUGCUUCUGUUAUGCUAGAAGCUGCCUCAGUGAAAAGGCAUCCUAGUGAUGGAGAAUAUUCUCCCCUUCUUUGAGGAGGCCAGGCCUUGCUGUGAACAUGGGGAAACUGAGUCCAUAAAGAGUAGUGCUCUGGCCUGAGGUCUGUAAAUCACCUCCCAGGGCUGUUUCUGAGCUCUCUCACAUCUUCAUACUUCAUGGUGUUAGCAUGUCCCUCAGCCCCUCUUUAAACUCUUAUUUCUACCCUCUUUCCAUGUCAACAUACUUUUGCAACAUCAGUUUGCUUUGUGCUUAAAUUCACUGCGUGUCCUGGAAUUUUUUUUUUUUUGUA